AUGUUAAUCGGUUCAAUAGCACAAAUAGAACAAGAGACGUCACAGAAUGCUACUACUAUUACAACAGAAUGUCAUAAUAGUUCACAUAUACAAACUUCUACUCAGAAUCACACUGUUGAAAUGAAAAGCUUAAAACUUGACAAUUUUGAUUUAUCAAGUACUUAUGAUAGGUUUGUUCGACCAUACAAGGAAAAAGGAAUGGAUCCUACAUCCUUUCCAUAUAUUGAUAAACUUCCUGGAAAAAUGAAAAUAGUUGCAGAUAAAAGUCUCAGGAAACUUGUAAAUAAAUCAUCUAAACGAAAAAAAUGGAAUGAAAAAUAUCCACCAGAAAAAUAUCCAUUGGACUCUAAAACUAUCGAAUGCAAUAUGUUGAAUUUACUUCGACCAGGAAUAAUUCCCGGAUUUGAUCCAGCGGAAUAUGGAUUAGUUGAUGGAUUAGUUGACGUAUUGAAAAAAAAGCAUAAAAAUGAAUUUGAUUAUGAAGGCGAGAGACGGAGAAAGCAUAAACAAGAUAAAGAACGUAAAACAAAUGGUAAAGAUGGAGAAUAUAAAAAAAAGAAACGGAAAAUGUGA
Molecule: messenger RNA, 573 nt
Organism: Diversispora eburnea
Lineage: Eukaryota; Fungi; Glomeromycota; Glomeromycetes; Diversisporales; Diversisporaceae
Source: the annotation of a GenBank genome assembly